UGCAUACCACCCCACAACUAUUUACGCCAUGGACAAUGGAGAAACAAGGUAGUGAGGUAUUCACAUAUGAGGUAUUCGAGAAAUUUCAGCUACAAGUUAUUGCUGCUAGAGAUCAUUGUUGUGUUCAGGGUAUUACACAAGGUGUGGGGUUAAAAACGGUGACCCUGAGAGGUCGAUCUGGUAAGGUUAGGGAGGUCUCCUAUGACACUACAACCAUGAUAGCAAAUUGUCCGUGCAAGUUAUUUGAGUCAAUCGGUAUUCCAUGUCGACAUAUUAUCCAAGUGUUGAGGAUUGAGAACCAAAAUGAACUUCCCAACUAUUACAUUAUGAAAAGAUGGCAGAAACGGUGCAAGAGGGAGAAUGUUUAUGAUGAACAGGGGAACCUACUAGAAGAAAAGCCCACAGAUUCACUAGAUGCAGCCACGAGAAAGAAGAUUUCGACUGUACGUGAUAAGAUGGAAGAGUUGAUUCAAAAGGCAAAGCACUCAAAUGAAGGCAUGGACUUCUUAACAUCAAGUGUGUUGAGCAUUGAGGCGCCUUUAGACCAAAUGGUCCCUGCAGCCACACAGAACACUAGGCAAGACGAAUAUGAGGCUUUUAUUGGUUGUAAUAUUCCUACAGAAGUUGAUAUACAUCCACCAACUGAUGUUCGUACCGUGGGGAGAUGCAAAAGAAUAAAGAGUGGAAAGGAGAUCAAGGAGGGUGAUAGGAAAAGGAAGGACAAAGAAGCGAAGUUAAAGGUUGCACGCUUGUGCAAGACAUGCAAGCAAAUGGUGUUUCAUGAUAGUCGCAAUUGUCCAAGCAAAACUAUUGAAGGGAAAAGGAGCUUGAUUGCGGAAGAUGUGCAACCAAAUGGUGCUUCCUGA
Messenger RNA from Triticum urartu, 866 nucleotides. RefSeq lists its product as uncharacterized. Lineage: Eukaryota; Viridiplantae; Streptophyta; Magnoliopsida; Poales; Poaceae. Gene Ontology annotation, molecular function: zinc ion binding. Gene Ontology annotation, biological process: regulation of DNA-templated transcription. The record is from RefSeq and is a predicted model, not a curated record.